This is a messenger RNA of Entamoeba invadens IP1, 600 nucleotides long. RefSeq lists its product as hypothetical. NCBI's taxonomy places the organism in Eukaryota, Evosea, Mastigamoebida, Endamoebidae. Bases 1 to 600 code for a protein of 199 amino acids. The record is from RefSeq and is a predicted model, not a curated record. The transcript has a single exon.
AUGUCGAGAGCAGUGUGGAGAGCGGUAGACUUGUUCAAAAAAUGUGCCGUAGAAAAUUUGAUUAUUCAGGUCGGUAAAUGUGAGGCGAUGAGAAUACCAUUUAGUAAAUUCAGGGAUCCAGUUAUUAUUGAACACCUUAAAGGUUUAGAUAAGUGUUAUACUGCCAUUGAUGUAAGAGACCACGCUGUAACAAAUAAACGCAAAAUUGUGUGUGGUAGAGAAUACACAAACGCUGUAUUUUUUUCUCCAAAAUUAAAUUGUUCAGCGAUAAAAACAAGUGUAAGUGUCAAUUACUUUGGACUAACUUGUGGAAUUACCACUUCAAUUCCUGGAUCAUAUCACGACUUUAGAAUUUUCGGGUUAUAUGAGUGGGACCAAUAUAUCAGAGAGGGAGAACUGUUUUUGGGUGAUACUGGAUACCGAGGUGCUAAAAAUGGUAUUACAACUUGGCCCUACCCUUCUGAGCCAAGACGCCACGCAUUGACAAAGCUUAGAAACUCUUUGGUUAGCAAUUGUAGACUCAUUGUGGAAAAUUCAUUUGGAAGGCUCACUCUGUUAUUCGAAGUCGCAAGAAAAAAAAUGGAAAUACUCUCUCGAUAA